Brienomyrus brachyistius is the source of this 2129-nucleotide messenger RNA. It is a transcript of the gene diabloa, whose product is annotated as diablo, IAP-binding mitochondrial protein a. Gene Ontology annotation, cellular component: mitochondrion. The record is from RefSeq and is a predicted model, not a curated record. The transcript is spliced from 6 exons. NCBI's taxonomy places the organism in Eukaryota, Metazoa, Chordata, Actinopteri, Osteoglossiformes, Mormyridae. Gene Ontology annotation, biological process: intrinsic apoptotic signaling pathway in response to oxidative stress; neuron apoptotic process. Bases 212 to 985 code for a protein of 257 amino acids.
CACUCUCAUACAGUACAUUACAAGCAGUGAGAGAGAAGAAAGAGAGCUGCUUUAUACAACCAUCCGCCAGGUGACGACAUUUCGCCACAACAACAAACUUGCAUUAAAAACAAACAAAAUUGUUCCUUUUCAGUUCGUAGUUAUUUCGGUUUGUUCAGCAGUAUAGCUUAAUUUUUAAUUCUGGUAAGGCUUUACCAAUUAAGCGGAGAAAAUGCAGGCUCUUCGAACCUGUGCGCUGUGUUCGAUGGAGGGACUACUAUGUGGUCGGACCGACUUCCUGCAUCUUCGGAGCAACAUGGCGGUAUUUGCGCGAGGGUUGUACUCUGUUGGUUUAUUAAGGAAUACGGCAUGCAUACUAAGCAGCAGGAGACCUACGCGACGGAAGCUGCCCCAGUGGACACGAGCCCUAAGCGUCUCCGGGGGACUGUGCGCUCUGCCGUUCUAUAAGCAAGUGGAAGACCUUUCUCAUGAAGCCAUAAUACGCAGAGCGUCAUCACUGGUAACAGACAGUGCCAACACCUACCUGUCCCAGACCACCCUGGCUCUUGUGGAUGCCCUCACACAGUAUACCCGAGCUCUGCACACGCAGAUCGCUCUGCAGAAAAGGUACCUGACGUCUCUUGGAAAGCUCACCGCAGACGAGGAGGAUGCUGUUUGGCAGGUGAUAAUCGGCCAGCGUGUGGAGGUGGGUGACAAGCUGGAGGAGUGCAAGCGAUAUGAGGCGAACUGGGCGAAUGCCAUCAGCCUGUGCGAGUUGGCUGCUCAGGCAGCACACAACGCAGGGGCAAAUGAGGCAUCUGCAACAACCCAGAGUAACCUGCAGGUGGCGCAGUCACAAGUGGAGCAGGUUCGGCAGCUGUCACUGGUGGCGGAGCGGAAGCUGGCAGAGACUAAGGCUGAGGAGAUCCAAAGGGUUGCUGAGUUUGCGGCCAGUAUGGAGAAGGGCGGGGAGGAUCUGCCGGAGGCCUACCUUCGAGAGGACUGAUUGUAAUAACCCAAUAAUCCCACCCCCCUCGCCCCUCGCCCCUUACAGAAAAGUCAGCUUGUCCAGAGCAUUGGUGGGUACAUAGUAGUGUAAUGAUUGGGCCCACACGUGAAUGAAAGAUCUACCGUAUGGUACAGACAGUUUGCUUUUACUUGCCCAGAAUGGACUUUUCUGCAAAUCAAUGUUUUAUAUAAAAACAAAUCUUUGUUACUAUAAAUUUGUUUGGAAAGAUCCAUUUCUUGAUGCAGGCAGAAAUAUUGAAGAACAUUUAAGUUAAUGCUCAGCUAUAGAGCAGUAUACCUGUAUAGGGAGCAAUGUGUGGCACAGCAGGUUAGGACGCUGUACCCGUGGUCGGUGGUUCAAAUCCCAGGGUCAGUGGGGUGAUGUCACUGUUGGGCCCUUGAGCAAGGCCCCUGACCCCCCAAUCACUCCAGGGACCGGCUCAUACUACUUCCUAAAUUGUAUGUCGCUUUUGGAUUUAGAUCAGCUUAAUAAAUUCAAAAUACAUGGAAGUAAUAGACUAAAUAAUGCUAAGAUUUCUUAUAACAGAAGUUAUAUACAGUUAAUACUUCCUGUUUAAUGCAAAGGAAGACCUGCAGUAUGCAAUAAUUGUAUUUUUGAUAAUUUUUUGGGAUGCGACUGUAUUCGGCUGUGUGUGUAUGUAUAUAAAUGUGUGUGUGUGUGUGUGUGUGUGUGUGUGUGUGUGUGUCUUAGAUGCUUGUGGCCUGGAUCUGGUCUGGACUGUGUUAUAAUUAUUACAUUGUGAGGACCAAAUUUCCCCGCAAUGUGAUAAAAACCUAUUAUUUUGACCUUGUGGGGACAUAUUUUUUUGGUCCUCACAAGGAUAACCUCAAUUAUAUAAAAAUCUGUGACUGCAGUCAAAAAAGUUUUGUAUUUUGUUUAUUUACGUAUGAGUUAGUUUAGGACUGAGUAGGGGUUAAUGCUGUCAUGGUUGGGAUUAUGGUUAUGGCCAUAGAAAUGAAUGGAGAGUCCCCAUAAGUGUAUGAAUAUGUGGAGUCUGUGUGUCUCUGUAUGUGCGUGUGCACUGUGGACUCGCAUUCUGUCAGGGAUAUACCCUAGACUGCCAUAGGCUCCACUCAUGCAAUCAGCUGAACAUGAAAUAAAGAAAUUUAUAUGGAUAUAA